AUCAAAGAUUACUUGAACAGAAGUCGAUAAUUGGUUGUACGUUUCUAGAUCCCCAUUACUGUCAGACAACGAGAAAUGCUCAAGGGGAAUAUUGAAACGAGCUAAUUGUAUUCCAAUGUUGAGAAACACAAAGGCUGAGCGAUUUGAGUAAUAUGUGCUACGAUCGAACAUGGAUAUAUGUAAGUGUUUCUAAUUAAAAGGCAGUUUAAAACAAGGUUGUGAAUUCAAAAUACUAAGUGAAUUAUUUACCAGUCAAUGAUUGUCGAUAAAUUAAAUUCUAGAGGUGUAUUGGAAAUAUAAAUAACAAUGGCGGCUACUCAAACAGCACUACUGCAUUUAUGUGCUUUUCAUGUGUUAGUCUUACUGGCAGUUGUAAUCGCACAGCAAAAACCUGAGCAUGGAAAAUGUGAACCGAUUUCGAUACCUCUGUGUAAAGACAUCGCUUAUAAUCAGACUAUCAUGCCGAAUCUACUACAACAUCAAAAACAAGACGAUGCCGGUUUAGAAGUUCAUCAGUUCUUUCCAUUAGUAAAAGUCAAGUGUAGUCCACAUUUGAAGUUUUUCUUGUGUACAAUGUAUGUACCAGUAUGUACUGUUCUAGAGGAAGCCAUUCCUCCAUGUCGGUCACUAUGUAAUCAAGCUAGGAAUGGAUGUGAAAGUUUAAUGAACAAAUUUGGAUUUUACUGGCCAGAAAGCUUGCAGUGUGAUCAAUUUCCUCCAGAUGGUCUUUGUGUAGGAGAAAAUAAUACUGAACCCUUACCUAGUGGCACUACUUUGAAACCUGGAAGCGGAGGAGGAAACGAUUUUGGAGGAUACUACCCUUGGAACCCAAACCCUGGAAGAGAACAAAUUAAUCCAGGAGUAAUACUCAAUAACUCAAGUUUUCCAAAUAAUCAUUUCAAAGCAUCGUUUCAAUGCCUCAGUACUUAUGAAGUGAAAGCUGGUCACGAUUAUCGUUUAAAAAUCGGGAAUCAUUUUAUACAAGAUUGUGGUGCUCCAUGCAAGGAUAUGUUUUUUAGUGACGAUCAAAGACAAACCGCAUCACUAUGGAUAGGUGUGUGGUCAUGUAUCUGUUUAGGAUCCACACUUUUCACUGUCAUGACAUUUCUCAUUGAUAUGACAAGAUUUCGUUAUCCAGAAAGACCGAUUAUAUUCCUUUCUGGAUGUUAUUUCAUGGUUGCGUUAUCUUACGUUGUUGGAUUUGCAUUAAAAGAGACUGAUGUUGAGUGCACUAAAUUUCGUGAUGGUGCCGAUUCUGAUUUAUUAUUCAUUACGCAAGGAACUAAAAAAGAAGGAUGUACAGUAUUAUUCAUGGCUAUCUAUUUCUUUAGCAUGGCUAGUUCUAUCUGGUGGGUCAUCUUGACCCUCACAUGGUUUCUUGCUGCAGGAAUGAAAUGGGGUCAUGAGGCCAUAGAAGCAAACUCUCAGUAUUUUCAUCUAGCUGCCUGGGCCGUACCAGCGAUCAAAACAAUUGCCAUUCUAGCCAUGGGACAAGUUGAUGGAGAUGUUUUAAGUGGAGUGUGCUUUACUGGAAUUUCCGAUGUGGAUGCUUUACGUGGAUUUGUACUCGCACCUCUAGUUCUGUAUCUGGUUAUUGGAACCUCAUUCUUACUAGCUGGAUUUAUCUCCCUUUUUAAAAUUAGAACAAUUAUGAAAAACGAUGGCACUAAAACAGACAAGUUAGAAAAGUUAAUGGUGCGUAUUGGAAUAUUUUCAGUACUUUAUACCGUACCAGCUACAAUUGUUAUCGCAUGUUACUUUUACGAACAAUCAUUCAGAGACGAGUGGAUGAACAACUGGUGCUGGAAAGAAUUUACGACAAAAGGAAAAAUUAUUUGCCCUCCUGGGCCAAAAGAAGCUACGCCAGAAUUCAAUGUAUUCAUGAUUAAAUAUUUGAUGACUGUUAUUGUGGGUAUUACCUCUGGAGGUUGGAUAUGGACAGGUAAAACACUCGGAUCAUGGCGGGGCUUUUAUAGAGGGUUGUGUACAGUUUUUUGUGGAGCUCCUAAAAAUGAAAGCGUUGUAUGAGAAAGUAUAAUGUAAUAAUGAACUUAAGCAUGUAUAUUUCAUAGUUUCAGUGACCUAAUUCAUUAGCUCAGCUUCACCUUUUCUCCCAUAUUUUUAUAUGUAGAAUGAAAGAAAUUUUGCAAUUGGAAUGAACAAAAAUCAUGAAUUAAAUUUUUUUUAUGUAAAAUUUAUUCUUCAAAAAUUGAUUUAACUUUUAACAUGUACACAACCAUGUUUUUUAUGGGUUUACAAUUGAUUUCUCCAUCAUUGUUUUAACACUGCCAUCAAAUUUCAUAUGAAGAUACAUUUUUAUACAGCAUUAGUCAUAGAUAGGGGUCAUCAUUUACAUUUAUUAGAAGAGGUCAUUGAAACUGUGAAAUAUUUGCAUCUUUGAAUUAUAAAGACAUAUUUAUUUGCAAUAACAUUUUGACAUUUUAACAUUAUUUUUGUUUUAUGAUUGUUUUUAUUUUGUUGCUGUUAGUACCUUCUAACUUUUACAAUAAAUAGUGUAUAUUAUAUAUUGUAGAUAUUUUUUAAUCGAUUUUACAAUGAUCUAUCAUCAUGAUAGUAUAUAGUCACAAGUCAGACAUGAGUCAAACCAUUUUCUAUUAAAGGGAAGUCAUUUUAUAAAUGAUGAGGUUUUGUACAAGUAUGUACAAUUUAGAUAUUUAAUACAUGUUCAUGUUCAUGUUAUUUCUAGAUGUACAAGUGUAAAUUUCAUCCUACAAGUUUGUGUCGCUGAUUUCUGUAAAGCAAUUGAUAUUUCAUCAACCCCUCUUAUUGGCAGAAUAAGAAACCUGACCAUUUAUUCAUUCAUUCACGAAGUCAUUUUAGGUCUUGUUGUUCUUGAUGUAUUUGAAAACAAAAUUUGUUUAACUUCUCUUAGGUCAGUUUUAGGUGGUCCUUGGUAAUAAUCUGCUGUGCUUAUAUAAUACUUUUAUUCAUAUUGCAAAAUAUCAUAAUUGUCAAAUUUUGGUGGUCAUAUUUUAACCUUUAAUUUGGACAUUCAUUUUCAAAAACUCAUGUACAUGUAUGAAAUUGUUUCUGGUGCUUUCUUUGUUUUUCUUGGGUUUAGGUUUAAAUUUGGUGUCUCAUUUCUGAAGAUUUACAUGAAACUACUUUGAUUUGAUUUGUUAAAAUAUUUCCCUAUUAAAGUGUUACAGAUGAAUAUUGCUCUAGGGAAAUCAGUUACACAAAUUUGUAUAAAACCAACAUCAGACCAGUUAUAUACAUAAAUAUUGAACCACACAGAUAAUAACUUAAACUAAACUUGGUUCCUUAAAAUCUACUGCUCUUCCUGAAAAAUCCAAUACAUUAAAGAAAUACAUGUACCAUUUAAAUGAAAAAUACCCCACAUAAUUUAGAUUCCAGAAAACCAUCAAUAAAAUGUCAUUGAUGUAGAAUGUACCAAAGUGAAUGUAUACAUGUACAUGUAUAUUUAACCAUUUGGAUAAUAAAUACAUGCAUUUGAUAAUUAUUAGCCAUGUCACAUUAUUGUACAAUGCUAGAGUUCUUGUUAUUUAAUCAGAAUGUGUAUUAGCAAGCAGAUGACUCAUUUAAACACACUGUCAAUAAAAUCAAUGCCUAUGAGUAAACAGUGAAUCUAAAUUAACAUCCAGGCAGUCACUUUUCUUCAAAAAUUAGACUGGGACAACCAUUUGAUAUUUCUGUUGAGAGGGGUGUUUUUUUUUGCGGACAGACUAUUUUGGGGGGUUGAUAUAUUUUCUAUUGCAAAUUUCAUUUACAAUGUGCAUACAUUACACAUCUCAUCUUCUUUAAGUUACAAAUUCAUAUUGUACAAUUGUACCAUGUACACUGUACACAUUCAGGUACAUUGUGUGUAAAGUUAAUACAUUAAAUUUCCAUGUUUACUCUUUGUAGAAGAUACAUGUAACUUUAUUGCAAUUUAAUGUGAAUUUUAUGAUAGGCAAGUUUUACAUGUCAGUCAUAAAUUUGCACUAGACUCUCAAAAGUUUAAAAUCCUGGCAUUUUUCCAUUUUGUUAUUUCAUACAGUUAUUCAGUCACCUGGAAAAUUAGUUAUGGUACAAAAAAUUUACAUUCAAAUGUAGCUUCUAUUAUUGCCAUUCAUACCACUCGCUCAGUUUGGAAUAAAUUAAGUUUAAAUAAAAUAAAUUGACUUGAAUAUAAACCUUAACUUGACCACACAUUAGCUAUAGAGGUUUAUCAAAAUAAACUAUUUUCAUACAAGUUAUAUUUUAACAUUUAAUUGGUCAGUAAAUUUAUCGUACAUGCAUCAAGCUUCAUUGUACACGAAUUACAAAAUGCAAAAGUAACACUGUACUUACAUGUAUAAUUAGUAUUAGGGUGAUUUGUGUACUUAAUUGUUCUCCAUUUUGUUAAUGCUUCUAAAACAUUUUGUUUUAUUAUUUUUGGAAAAAUACUGUACUUAGUUACCUUGUGGAAAAUUCGAAAUGUCUACCUUUUAAAGCUGAUUUCUUCAUUGGUAAAUGUGGUAAAAGCCUAUUUUAUUUUUUCCUCUAGAAAUUUGAAUUUUUUGUUUGUUGCUUUAAAGGUGUUAGCUUGCUAGUAUCAUGAAUUGAAAAUGUCAUAUUUCUCGUCAGGGGAGAUAAUUUUUCAAUGUCAUCUAUUUGUGGUGCCAAAAAAAUAAAGAAACAUAUCAUUCAGUGUUGGAUGUGACUUUUUUUGUGUAAAUUUUAGGAUAAAUUUGUUAUAAACCAAGUAGUGUAAAUAUGCUGUAUGCUUGAAUUAAACCAUGAAAAAGUCAAUAUAUAUAUGAUUAAUCGAUACAAACAUUAAACAUAUAGUGGAUCUUUUCAUUUUAAUUGAAACUUUUAAGUGUUAGAAUUGCAUAGCCAGUGUGAUAAGAAAGCACAUGCCUGUUUGUCAUGUAAAUAGUUCUUAAUAUUGUAUAGAAUUUUUGUAAAUGUAUGUAUAGAAAAAACAUGUACAGAGCUUUGAAUGUGCAGCAUGUGUGUUUGCAUUGCAAUCUUCAUGAAUAUUCAUGAACUGGUUCAUGUUAAAUGGGAAAAUAAGUGAAGUUUGUAUGAGAAUUGAUGGUUGUAAGAUUACUUACUGUGUACAAAACUUGGAAUGAAUGUGUUAAGAGUGGCGAAAGAAUUAAUGGUUGUUUUAAAAAACUGGGGUUAAAAAACCUCAAUGAUCAAGUUCUUAUUUACAUGACAUAUAUUAUAGCAAGGAAAAUGCCUUUUUAAGCAUUUUAUUAUUCCUUUUUCUUUUAUUUAGACUAAUUAUUAUUUUACAUUUUCUUAUUUGGUUAGUGAUCAAAGAAACAUUGGGCUACUUUAUUAUGCAAAUUAUUUAUUUUGCAUAUUUUAUAUAUUACUGGUUAACUUUUAUAUUCUUUUAGGUCAAAUUGUAUGAUGUUCAGGUAUUAAACAACAUGGUUUUUUGUGAAAUGUUGAAUUUUAAUACCAUACAUGUAUGUGCAUAUUAUUAAAUGUUUUGUUGGAAAAAUAACACAAAUUUACAGAUUUUAAUUCUGAAAGUUUUUUUAUACAUUUGUACAUGUACAUGUACACAAUGUAUCUAACAGCUAAAUGUAUAAUUGAACAUGUCUAAUGAUGAACAAAAACCUUUUUGAUAUAAUUUUAGUUGUCAAUUAUAUUGCUUUAAGAAUACAAAUGUAGAAAUAAUAAGCACAGUGCCAUAUCAACAUUUAUUUUGAUAUUUUUCCUUAGUGGGCAAACCUCUCCAAUAACCUUAGUGAAGUUUAAAUAUUUCUUUUCUAGUUUUAUUUCACAUAUAUUGUUAAUAGGGGAAAUUUUUAUGUACCUUUUUUUUUUUAUAAAUUUAGUUCUUUUUUUAAUUGAAUAAUUAGCUGUUGAUCAGGAGAAAUGGAUAAAACCGCAUUCAAAAUUUACAUUAUAUUUUAAUUGUUUUAAUUUCUUAAUUUACAACAAAAUGCAUGCGAAGAAUAAGUUGUAACUUAAACAGUCAUAUGGAUGACAGUUUACAGAAUUUUUGUUACCAUUUAAUUUUUAUUGUAAGUAUAGGUUGUUCUUUAUGAUCAGUUUAAAGAUGGUUGUAACAAAAUGUCAAUUGGAUUGGAAUACUUAUCUUAUUUCCAUGCUUUGCAUAUAAAAUGUACAAGGAUCUUAGAAUUUCCAAUUUCCUUCUGCUCUGGUAAUUUUAAGAUUAGCCAAAGAAAUUUCAGGCUCCAAAUAUAUGAAGUUGUGUGUAUAAUCUCAAAAAACCUCUGUGGUACUGAUAGUAAAAAAGUUUUUUUUUUUCUAAACUCCAAUUUAAGGUUAAUUAAAAAAAAAAAAAUUCAAUAUACAUAAAUUUGUAAACAGACAAAGUUAAACAUUAGGAACAAACAAUAUAAAAUUGGGUGUUGUAAGAUUCUUAUAUAAAGCGAAGCAUGGACAAAGGAUAUGUAUUUGAAUCAAAUAUACAUGUAACAAAUUGUGUGAUGAUAAGUAUGAGUAUUCGUUUGAAUGUAUUGAGUAUGUUGAGUAUGUUGAGUAUAUUGAGUAUUUGAGUAUGUUGAGUAUUUGAGUAUAUUGAGUAUGUUGAGUAUUUGAGUAUAUUGAGUAUAUUGAGUAUAUUGAGUAUGUUGAGUAUAUUGAGUAUGUUGAGUAUUUGAGUAUAUUGAGUAUUUGAGUAUGUUGAGUAUGUUGAAUGUAUUGAGUAUGUUGAGUAUAUUGAGUAUGUUGAGUAUUUGAAUUGUAAAUGACGGUAUGAUAGAAAGAUAGUGCUGAUGAAUGUUCUUUACAACAAAAUAAAGUAUGUUGUAACAAUA
Molecule: messenger RNA, 6752 nt
Organism: Mytilus trossulus (common blue mussel)
Lineage: Eukaryota; Metazoa; Mollusca; Bivalvia; Mytilida; Mytilidae
Product: frizzled-2-like
Exons: 1
Coding region: 307-2028 (573 amino acids)
Biological process (GO): non-canonical Wnt signaling pathway; canonical Wnt signaling pathway
Cellular component (GO): plasma membrane
Molecular function (GO): Wnt-protein binding; Wnt receptor activity
Source: RefSeq, a predicted model, not a curated record